UUUUCAAAUUUUAACCUGUAUUCCCUUUUUUUCUCUCUCUUUCUUCUACUUUCACACUACAAACUUCUACUUCCUUUCUCUCUCUCUCUAUCCACCAUUUCCAUUGAACCACUCUUUACACUUCACACACAGAUCUGACCCGAUAACCCGAAAUCACCUUGUUACCAAUGGAGGCGGCGCUUGAUUUAGCGCGUGCAAAAGACACAAAGGAACGAAUGGCAGGUGUAGAACAUCUACAUCAGUUUCUAGAAGGUUCUAGAAAAACCCUGUCGACUAACGAAGCUACUUCGCUCGUCGAUGUUUGCUUAGAUCUUUUGAAGGAUAACAAUUUUAGGGUUUGUCAAGGUGCUUUACAGUCACUUGCUUCAGCUGCUGUUUUGUCUGGUGAGCAUUUGAAGUUGCAUUUUAAUGCGUUGUUGCCUGCUGUUGUUGAACGAUUGGGUGAUGCAAAACAGCCUGUUAGAGAUGCUGCUAGAAGGUUGCUGCUUACUUUAAUGGAGGUUUCUUCACCAACAAUUAUAGUUGAGAGGGCGGGGUCUUAUGCUUGGAUGCACAAAAGCUUUAGAGUUCGAGAAGAAUUUGCUCGUACUGUUACAUCAGCAAUUGGUCUUUUUGCGUCGACAGAGCUGCCCCUUCAACGGGCUAUUCUUCCUCCAAUUUUGCAAAUGUUGAAUGAUCCUAAUCAUGGAGUGAGGGAAGCAGCCUUAUCAUGUAUCGAGGUGAUGUAUUCAGAGGUUGGACCCCAGUUCCGCGAUGAGCUUCAGCGCCAUCAUCUUCCUUCCAUGUUGCUAAAAGAUAUUAAUGCGAGACUUGAGAAGAUUGAGCCUAAAAGUUGCUCUACAGAUGGAAUCUCAAAGAAUUAUUCAGCUGUUGAGGUGAAAUCUGCUAGUCUUAGUUCCAAGAAAAGCAGUCCUAAAGCAAAACGUUCAACAAGAGAGGUGUCUCUCUUUGGAGCGGAUGGUGAUGUUACAGAAAAGCCUGUCGACCCAAUUAAAGUAUAUUCAGAAAAGGAACUGCUAAGGGAAUUCGAGAAUAUUGGCUCCACUCUUGUACCAGAAAAAGAUUGGUCAAUGCGUAUCGCUGCUAUGCAGAAAGUUGAAGCACUUGUUCUUGGAGGUGCAGCUGAUUAUCCUUGUUUUCGUGGGCUUCUAAAGCAACUUGUUGGCCCUUUGAGCACACAGUUAUCAGAUCGGCGAUCCAGCAUAAUCAAACAGGCAUGUCAUUUACUAAACUUCUUAUCAAAAGAGCUGUUGGGAGAUUUUGAGGCAUGUGCUGAGAUGUUCAUUCCGGUUCUUUUCAAGCUUGUUGUGAUAACUGUUCUUGUGAUUGCAGAAUCUGCUGAUAACUGCAUAAAGACGAUGUUGCGUAACUGCAAAGUUGGUCGGGCACUUCCUCGUAUAGCUGAUUGUGCAAAGAAUGACAAAAAUGCAGUACUUCGUGCAAGAUGCUGUGAAUAUGCACUUCUGAUCCUUGAACAUUGGCCUGAUGCAUCUGAGGUACAACGUUCAGCAGAGCUCUAUGAAGACCUUAUAAAGUGUUGUGUCUCUGAUGCAAUGGGUGAGGUCCGAUCAACUGCAAGAAUUUUGUACAGAAUGUUUGCAAGAACUUGGCCAGAACGUUCUAGGCGUUUGCUUUCGUCCUUGGAUCCUGCUAUCCAAAGGAUCAUAAAUGAGGAAGAUGGUAGUAUUCAUAAGCGACACACUUCUCCCUCUGUUCGAGAGAGGAGUUCACACUUCUCACUUGCUUCUCAAACAUCUACUUCACAUCUACCUGGUUAUGGAACAUCUGCAAUAGUUUCCAUGGAUAGAAGUACCAAUUUGCCUGCAGGAACGUCCCUGUCCUCUGGGCUGCUUUUGCCUCAAGCAAAACCUGUGGGAGUGGAACGUAGCCUCGAGAGUGUACUUCACGCGAGCAAACAGAAAGUUUCUGCUAUAGAAAACCUGCUCAAAGGUCUAGAUGUAUCUGAGAGAAGUCGCUCCUCCAGUUUGGAUCUAGGAGUUGACCCGCCCUCAUCCCGUGAUCCACCAUUCCCUCUUGCUGUUCCUGCAUCAACAAGUCGUACUAAUGCUUUACUGGAUGAUGCACCAUCUGCUAUGACUAAAGGAAAUAAUCGCAAUGGUGGGUUGGUUUUGUCUGAUAUCAUAACUCAGAUCCAGGCCUCAAAGGAUUCAGCUAAAGCAUCAUACCGAGGUAGUGCGGAUCAUGAGACUUUUUCGGCACUCAACUCCUACACUGCAAGAAGAGCUUCGGAAAAGCUACAGGAUAGAGGACUUGUUGAAGAGAACGGCGAGCUGAGGGACAUUAGGCGGUUAAUGAACUCACAUGUUGACAGACAAUACUUAGAGACACCUUAUAAAGAUGCUGUUAGGGACUCCCACAAUAAUCACGUUCCCAAUUUUCAACGUCCUCUCUUAAGAAAAAAUACAGCUGGUAGAAUGUCAGCUAGUAGGAGGAGGAGCUUUGAUGACAGUCAACUUCCUCUGGGAGAUCUAUCUAGUUAUGUGGAUGGUCCUGCUUCACUAAAUGACGCAUUAAGUGAGGGUCUCAAUUCUACUUCAGAUUGGAAAGCCAGGGUAGCUGCAUUCAGCUAUCUCCGGUCUUUGCUACAGCAGGGCCCUAGAGGUAUUCAGGAAAUCACUCAAAGUUUUGAGAAGGUUAUGAAAUUGUUUUUCCAGCAUCUUGAUGAUCCCCAUCAUAAAGUUGCACAGGCAGCACUUUCAACUCUUGCAGAUCUUAUUCCUGCUUGCAGAAAGCCAUUUGAAAGUUAUGUAGAGAGGAUCUUGCCACAUGUUUUCUCGCGGUUAAUUGAUCCCAAAGAACUGGUGAGGCAGCCCUGCUCAACUACGCUAGAAAUAGUUAGCAAGUCAUAUGGUAUAGAUUCCCUUUUGCCAGCUUUGCUACGUUCAUUAGAUGAGCAGCGUUCUCCAAAAGCUAAACUCGCUGUAAUUGAGUUUGCAAUUGGCUCAUUUAAUAAGAAUCCUUCAAAUGCUGAAGGUGCUGCUAACAUUGGCAUCCUCAAGUUAUGGCUUGCGAAGUUGACACCUUUGGUCCAUGAUAAGAAUACCAAACUGAAAGAUGCAGCCAUUUCUUGCAUUAUAUCAAUGUACACACACUUCGACUCGAUAGGAGUUCUGAAUUUUAUUCUUAGCUUAUCAGUUGAAGAACAAAAUUUCUUGAGACGGGCUCUUAAGCAGCGCACACCUCGUAUAGAAGUGGAUUUGAUGAAUUUCGUGCAGAGCAAGAAAGAAAAACAACGAUCCAAGUCUUCAUAUGAUCCAUCUGAUGCUAUUGGAACAUCAUCUGAAGAUGGAUAUAUUGGCACUUCAAAGAAGAGUAAUCUAUUUGGAAGGUAUUCUGGUGGUGCCGUUGAUGCUGAUAGCAUGAGAAAGUGGAACUCUCUUCUAGACCCAACCUAUAUGAAUAGGUCUAUUGGCCAGUUGUCUGAUGGUACUCAGGACUUCUAUCAUGGUGUGGAAACUGGUCCCAACACUGAUAUUUCUGUUUCAAAAGCCAAGGAUUUGAAAUUUGGGACCCUUUCCACAAGCGAGAAUGAUGGAUUAUUGACUACAUUGGAAAGCAAGGACAGCAGUUCAAACAUAGAACAGACCUCCACUCCUCAUCUGGACGUCAAUGGGUUAGUUGAUUCAGACCAUCUACAGAUUGCUCAUGAUGCCGGAGCUGAUAAUGGGUCUUUAUCUGACCUGGGGCUUAGUCACCAAAAACUUUUUGCUCUCAAGAUAAUUCCAACUCUGGAAACUGGGCCAAGCAUCCCUCAUAUUCUUCAUUUGAUUUGCAAUGGUGAUGAUGGUAGUUCUGCUGCUAACAAGCGGGAGGCACUUCAACAAUUGGUCAAAGCUUCUGUUGCUAAUGAUCAAUCCAUCUGGGUCAAGUACUUCAAUCAGAUAUUAACUGCUGUACUUGAGGUGUUAGAUGAUUCUGAGUCGUGGACAAGGGAAAUUGCCCUAUCUCUGAUUCUUGAAAUGCUGAAGAAUCAGAAAAAUGCAAUGGAGGACUCCAUUGAGAUCAUAAUUGAGAAGCUGCUCCACGUGACCAAGGAUGAAGUGGCAAAAGUUGCAAAUGAAGCUGAGAAUUGUUUAUCUACGAUUUUGUCCCAGUACGACCCAUUCAGAUGCUUAAGUGUUAUUGUUCCACUGCUUGUCACCGAAGACGAGAAGACUCUUGUAACUUGUAUAAACUGUUUGACAAAGCUUGUUGGGAGACUCUCUCAGGAGGAAUUGAUGUCUCAGCUGUCUUCCUUCUUGCCUUCCCUGUUUGACGCUUUUGGAAACCAGAGUGCUGAUGUCCGCAAGACUGUUGUAUUCUGUUUGGUCGACAUAUACAUCAUGCUGGGCAAAGCAUUUUUGCCAUACUUGGAAGGGCUGAACAGCACACAGUUGCGAUUAGUGACUAUUUAUGCUAACCGAAUAUCACAGGCAAGAGCUGGUACGCCAGUAGAUGCUAGCCAUAGUUAACUGGUGUAGCUUUUCUGAGAUUCGUCGUAGGUUGAUGGUGUGUAGUUGUGAAUCUUGUGAUUUAAUGUCUUUUGUAUAUCUGUGUGAAUGAAUGUGUAUUUUUUUGGUGUGUGAAGUUGUAUUCUUUUUAUUAUCCUUUUUGUGUUUCUUCACUUAAAUUGGCUGAUAGUUGAAAGAGAGGUGUGGGGAGAAAUGUGAUUAUUGUACACAAGUGACCUUUGUGCUCAUAGUGAAAUCAACAGUUUUUGGGAUGAUUUGUUUAUAAUACAUUGAAGUAUAUGUCCUGGUAA
Molecule: messenger RNA, 4762 nt
Organism: Capsicum annuum
Lineage: Eukaryota; Viridiplantae; Streptophyta; Magnoliopsida; Solanales; Solanaceae
Product: CLIP-associated protein
Exons: 21
Coding region: 168-4472 (1434 amino acids)
Biological process (GO): microtubule cytoskeleton organization
Cellular component (GO): cytoplasmic microtubule
Molecular function (GO): microtubule binding
Source: RefSeq, a predicted model, not a curated record